UGUCACGUACCUGAUGGGAGAGUGAAUUGACGAGGUCUGCCUCACUUGUGUCACUAGCCCUGACCCCACUGAUGUUGGAACAGAGGGAGUCUAGGGACCAGGGGAACAAGAGCUCAGUGGUUGUUGUUUGCAGCUCUUGCAGAUGAUGACCUUGGGAGGUGGAUGAUCCUCAGAUUUGGAGACAGUAGUAAUAGGCAGAGCAGGUUUUGUGGAUUGCCAGGUGUGCAACAAAGCAAGGUAGGAAGUAAGGACAAGAGACUGGAGCAGAGUCAUGGGAUAGCCAGGGUCAUCAACAGUCAGGCAGCGCGGUACAGAAUAAGAAGGAAAAGC
Messenger RNA from Staurois parvus, 330 nucleotides. NCBI's taxonomy places the organism in Eukaryota, Metazoa, Chordata, Amphibia, Anura, Ranidae. The record is from the annotation of a GenBank genome assembly.